AUGGUCCUCACCCGCUCAGCUUCUGGUGUGGACGUGCCGCCGCCUCCGACUCCGUCUCGUUCGCGUGCCAGCACCCCGUCGACUGCCCGGAAGCCGUCGACCCGAAAGGUGACCCCUCGCCAGUCAACACUGGCCUCUUUGUCGCCUUCGCCUCCGUCUUCGCUACCACCUACACCUAUCGCUCCUCCCUCUCCUCCUGCUCACACCUCCGCCCCGCCUCUCUGGUCUCAUUCUCCCUCGGGCCUGGCCCUCUUCUGGCUCGCCGUCUCGCUGCCGCUCGUUAUCUGGGACUGUGGCUACGUCCUGCUGCGUCCCCAUUCGAUGCCCGGCGGCUCGCUGCACUGGCCCAUCUGGCAGCCGUACGCGCUUUACGGUGAGGUCGACCACGUCUACGGCCGCCGGCAGUGGGACGCCCACGACGGCUUUGGCGCCGCCCAGGCUGUGCUCAACGUCGUCGAGACCGCCCUCUACCUCGGCUACAUCGGGAUCUGGUCGCGCUGUCGCAAGACUGACAGCACGUCCGAUGGCGUCGUUCAGACCGUCCAGACCGUCGGUGGCCGGGCGGGUGCGCGUGCCCUGCUGAUGCUCUUUGCCGCCGCCGUCAUGACGCUCAGCAAGACCGUGCUGUACUGGCUUAACGAGUACUUUUCUGGCUUCGCCAACAUCGGCCACAACGACAUCGUCUCGCUCGUCUUCCUCUGGAUCAUUCCCAAUGGCCUCUGGAUCGUGUUCCCGGCCAUAAUGACUUACAAGACUGGUAGCGAGAUCGUCACCGCCCUGGCCGGUCUGCCUCGGCCGGACGCCAAGAAGGAGUAG
This is a messenger RNA of Grosmannia clavigera kw1407, 816 nucleotides long. RefSeq lists its product as uncharacterized. Bases 1 to 816 code for a protein of 271 amino acids. The record is from RefSeq and is a predicted model, not a curated record. The transcript has 2 exons. Lineage: Eukaryota; Fungi; Ascomycota; Sordariomycetes; Ophiostomatales; Ophiostomataceae.